Molecule: messenger RNA, 2138 nt
Organism: Daphnia carinata
Lineage: Eukaryota; Metazoa; Arthropoda; Branchiopoda; Diplostraca; Daphniidae
Product: NADPH-dependent diflavin oxidoreductase 1-like
Exons: 5
Coding region: 166-1986 (606 amino acids)
Cellular component (GO): cytosol
Molecular function (GO): NADPH-hemoprotein reductase activity; flavin adenine dinucleotide binding; FMN binding
Source: RefSeq, a predicted model, not a curated record
AAUGGCUUCGUCGAGUUUUGUUUGAAUGCAGACGAUGUCGUCCCCUUUGAUUUCUCUUUUUAUUUGACAAUAAACUCAUCUGCGUGUUCAAUCUACUCGGGUGCAACUAACUUUUUUGCCGCUAGCUAACAAAGUUUCUCCGAUAUUUUUUUUUCCUAGUAAAGGAUGAUGCUCAAAGAAAGAAAUUUACUUGUACUUUAUGGAAGUCAAACAGGGACUGCUCAGGACCUCGCCGAAAGAAUCGGCAGAGAAGCUCUUAGAUUUAAAUUUGAAGUCAGAGUUAUUGAAAUGGAUGAUUUUGAAGUGCAACACUUACCGGAACAGGCAUUUGUUGUGUUUGUCUGCUCCACUACUGGGCAAGGGGAAGAACCAGACAACAUGAAGAAAUUCUGGAGAUUCCUCUUGAGGAAGGAUUUGUCACAGAGUUCCUUGUUAGAGAUGCACUUUGGUGUCCUAGGGCUAGGUGAUUCAUCCUAUCAGAAAUUCAACUUUGCUGCCAAGAAGUUACAUAAACGACUUCUCCAGCUCGGAGCAAAAGCAAUUCUCGACCCUGCGUUGGGAGACGACCAACAUGACAUGGGGUUAGAUGCUGCAAUUAACCCUUGGCUGGAAAAUUUUUGGCAAAAAACUUUACAAAUGUUUCCUUUACCUGUGGGUGUCCAACCGCUGACUCCAGACUUUCUACCUCCUGCUAAAUAUUCAGUUUCCCAAAUGGAUUCUAUCAAUUCAAUGGUCAUUCAAUCAUCUAGUCAUCAGCCUCACAUAUCUGCCAAAAAUCCAUAUAAUGCUGUCAUAUCUCAAAACCUUCGAGUCACUUCUCCAGAACAUUUUCAGGAUGUUCGGCUCAUUACGUUUGAUUUGAAUGAAUCGGGCAUAAGUUAUUCACCUGGAGAUGUUGUAAUGGUCCAGCCACAAAACUCGGACGACAAAAUAGAGAUGUUCUUCCAAAUUUUUCCUCAGCUCAACAGGCAUCAAAGACUUUCUCUUGGCUCCAACAAAGUUGAGACAAAAUUGCCACCUGAUUGGAUUUUACCUGCCACUGGCUUCACCACCGAAGAUUGUGCACGUCGUUAUUGGGAUUUUCAGUCCAUUCCACGACGAUCUUUCUUUGAACUUCUAGCUCGCUUCAGCACUGACGAAAUGGAACGCGAGAAAUUAUUAGAGUUUGUUUCAUCCGAAGGCCAACAAGAUCUAUUCAACUAUUGCAACCGACCUAGGAGAACAAUGCUUGAAGUCCUUUAUGAUUUCCAUAAAUCUGCUGCACAAGUUCCAGUGGAAUACUUGUUUGAUCUCAUUCCGGCCAUCAAACCCAGAGCAUUUUCCAUCGCUUCCAGUUUCAAGACCAACCCGAAACAAUUACAAAUCCUCGUGGCCAUAGUCCAAUACAAGACAAAGUUAUCGGAACCUCGUCGAGGCCUUUGUUCCACGUGGCUGAGCCGACUAGACUCUGGAGUCCAAGUACCACUGUGGGUUCGUUCUGGGACAUUGCGCUUUCCGACCGAUCCCACAAUUCCAGUGAUAAUGGUUGGCCCUGGGACGGGCUGUUCGCCUUUCCGUUCCUACAUCAAUGACCAAAGGUUGAGUUUGCAUCCAGCUGAUAAUGAACGCGAACUGUACCUUUUCUUUGGCUGUCGGAAUCGUAUUCACGAUUUCUUUUUCUCCGACGAAUGGCUAGCGCUUGAAAAACAAGGACGACUACAUCUUUCCUGCGCUUUCUCUCGCGAUCAGCCAGACAAAGUAUACGUUCAGCACCGGAUGGACGAGCAAAGGUUAUUGCUGCGACGGCUGUUGAUCGAUAGUCAGGCUAGCGUUUUCGUGGCCGGAAACGCCAAGCAAAUGCCUGAUCAGGUGACGCAAGCGCUUCGGGCGGCCUUGAUGAAUGAGGAUGGCGCCAGUGAUGAUGACUGCUGGACUAUGGAGAAAGCAGAGAAUUACGUUGCAGAAAUGGUAAAACAAUCACGCUUACAGCUAGAAACAUGGUCGUAAUGAAUUUGUGGAGGGCGAUUGUAUUUUCCUACCCAUCAGAUAAUUAAAUCUAAAGUCUUCCCGUUGAAAUGUUGUCUCCUUCCUACAAUGUAAAAUCUACAGCUUGCACACGACACAAAUGAAACAAACAAUAAAACAAGUGAUUCGACGUA